Molecule: messenger RNA, 1347 nt
Organism: Meleagris gallopavo (turkey)
Lineage: Eukaryota; Metazoa; Chordata; Aves; Galliformes; Phasianidae
Source: RefSeq, a predicted model, not a curated record
AGGGUGAUUGCCUGGAGUACCUGUUUGUUGCUCUAGUUUGUGUGGAUCCCAAUUGGCUGUUGUUGCCCCAAAUGUGGCUCCACUUCUGAUAAGAGAAGCAUGAAUCACCACGUCUUUUUGUAUGUUAAGGGCUGGAUUUAAUGGAGUCUGUUACUGUUGGAGGAACUGAGAAGUCUGAACCUGCCUGGAUGUGAAGCUGCUCGUUCUGGGAUGGUGCAAUGGAUUUACUGAAGGAACUGAAGAGUAUGCCUAUGACUUUGGACUUACUGCAGUCCACCCGCAUUGGUAUGUCAGUGAAUGCACUGAGGAAGCAGAGCACAGAUGAAGAGGUGAUAGCGCUUGCCAAAUCACUCAUCAAAUCUUGGAAAAAACUUCUAGAUGCUUCAGAGGAAAAAAGUGAGGAGAAGAAGAAAAACCUGUCCUUGCCAACAUCUUCCUCAAAGGAGACUGGUAACUCAAGAGACCAAAGCUCCAACAAAAGGCAGGAGCCUCCGAAGACCCCGACCACCCCCAAAAUCACCACCUUCCCCCCGGCACCCAUCACCUGCGACGCUGUCCGCAACAAAUGCAGAGAAAUGCUGACAUCAGCUCUGCAGGCUGAUGAUGACUAUAUUGCCAUUGGUGCUGACUGUGAACACAUAGCAGCUCAGAUUGAAGAAUGCAUAUACCAAGAUAUCAAGAACACUGACAUGAAAUACAAAAACCGGGUGAGGAGCCGCAUCUCCAAUCUGAAGGACUCCAAAAAUCCUGAGCUGAAAAAGAAUGUGCUGUGUGGGGCCAUUACUCCUGAACAGAUUGCAGUGAUGACCUCGGAGGAAAUGGCCAGUAAUGAGCUGAAAGAGAUCAGGAAAGCCAUGACGAAAGAAGCAAUCCGGGAGCAUCAGAUGGCCAAGACAGGAGGGACACAGACUGACCUCUUCACCUGUGGGAAAUGCAAGAAGAAGAACUGCACUUACACCCAGGUGCAGACCCGCAGCUCCGAUGAGCCCAUGACCACCUUCGUCGUGUGCAACGAGUGUGGGAACCGCUGGAAGUUCUGCUGAUAUGUGCCAUGGCCCAAGAGCGGCAGCCAAACACAGAUCUGAGUGCAACCUCCAUACGCCAGCUCCCACGGCAAUUGUGUAUUGUGUCCCAAGUGAGUUUGCAUUGUCACGUACUGAGAGAGCAGCUGCAGGGAGGCCUGCCUCUCUGUUUGGGCCUCGGUGGAGAGCCACAGUUGUGGGCUGACAGUGGCAGGAGAGCUCACUAAACACACUUAGUCAUUAUUUUCUCAUCUAAGCAAGUAUGGUCACUUUUUCUUCAAAACUAAUAUUAAACAUUUUUGUCAGUUUCUGACUUUUAUUUGAA